UCUAUUAUCGAAGCAGUUUCUGCCUAUCUUCAUACCGGACUGUUUUUGCUAAUAUCUCUGCAUGGGGUAAGGGAAGUUGCCAUGGCAAUUGUAAUCUAACGUCACUUCCGUUCGUUUUAAAAACCUCAAACAGUAUUUGCCGUCGUCCUGACUGAGGUAAAUAAACUGAAUGGAGAAAAUUCCCGUUUCUCUCAACCAUCACCUCACCACCCAAGAAGUGAGUUCAACAACCUAGCUAGCUCACAGAAACAUUUCUCACCCAGGACCUCGAGACAAUGGCUGAGUCUGUGCGCUCGAGCCUGCCGAACAGCGGAGCCGCAUCGAGUCGACAUGAGAAAAGUUUGGGGCUCCUCACAAUCAAGUUCGUGACUUUACUCCAAGAGGCGAAGGACGGCGUACUUGACCUGAAAGUGGCUGCAGACAGCUUGGCCGUGAGACAGAAGAGGAGGAUCUAUGACAUCACCAACGUGCUGGAGGGAGUGGGCCUCAUCGAGAAGAAAACCAAGAACAUAAUUCAGUGGAGAGGGGAGAACCUGGGCUGCCAGACAGCAGAGGUGCUGGAGCAGGUGGAGGUGCUGACAGCUCAGCUGUGUGAGCUGGAGGAGCAGGAGAAGGAGCUUGACAGCCAGAAGGCCUGGCUGGAGCAGAGCAUCAAACACAUGAACGAUGACCCCAUCGCCAGCAGGUAUAUGUAUGUGACCCACGAGGACAUCUGUGAUGCGUUCAGCGGAGAGACACUCCUGGCGGUGGUCGCUCCCUCAGGAACACAGCUGGAGGUACCGGUGCCUGAAACGGGUCAGAGAGGCCAGAAGAGGUACCAGGUGAAUCUAAGGAGCACGUCUGCGCCGAUCCAGGUGAUGCUCAUCAACAAAGAGUCUGGUUCCUCCAGACCCGUUGUGUUCUCUGUACCUCCCCCAGAGGACCUGUCUUCUAUGCCUACCCCACCCACCACCCCUGCGGACCUGCAGAGGUUCCCCCUGCCCUCUGACUCAGCCCAUUUCCCCAGCCCUGUGACACACCACAUCUCUGAACACAAGAUGGCGCCACUGCGGAGGCACGAUGAGGAUCUUACACCCUCCUCCACCCCACCAGACAUACACAUGGAAUGCCACCCUCAGGCGACUACUGGUCUAGCAAUGCAGCAGUUGGUCGGCAUGCCAACAGGUGUCCAGCAGCAAGGGGUUCUGGGAGGACACUUGGGCCAGGAGCUCCAGUCCAUGCUGGACGUGGGCAGCCUUCUGAAAUUAACCAACACAGGAGACCACAUGAAGGAAGAGAGAGAGGGUGUGGCUGACCUAAUAGAUGAGCUGAUGUCUUCUGAUGUGUUCCCUCUGCUGCGACUGUCUCCCAAUGCAGGGGUGGACUACAACUUCAACCUGGAUGACAAUGAGGGAGUCUGUGAUCUGUUCGACGUCCAGAUCCUCAAUUACUGAGGGACGAGAGGGCAUCAUGUUCGUACAAACAGCGGGUGUUUCUUUACUUUUCCCUAGCGUAGCAGAGGUUCUUCUGUCAUGUUUACAUUUCCUAAUUUAAGCCUACAUUGAGUUAUUAGUGCACUGCCUAUUCUGCCAAUGGUUGUACUCCUAAUAAUAUCCCUUUGGCAUCAACCCUAAACACUGACAUUUUCUGAGUCCCUAGAUAUUAGCGACCUAUUAUGACCUCUUAUUCCCAGCCAUCAGUCAUCUCUAGCUAUGGCUCUACCAGCCAUUACUAUCUGUCCAAAUGUGAAUUAUGAAGAAUGUAGCAGCUGAACCUAUCUGCCAGAGGAUGAUGAGGAUUUUAUCCGCUGUAUGACCGUAAUUGGUCGCCCUUUGUUUAUACCAGGAGUCACAGUGCUCAAAUGGGGGUCCUGAGGGAAGUUUCUCAUUCAUGUGUGAGGGGAAUACAUCGAGAGUCCAGACAAUAAUACAGCCAUACUUGAGUCAGGUGAAGGAAAACCUCUGCUACAUUCUAGAGGAAUAUUACAGUUAGCGAAGUGCCUGAGUGGAUGCAGCCAUGAUGUGGGGUUGUUGUUGGCUAUCCAAUGCACUUAUUUAGAUGCAUCUCUGCAUCGUCUUUGUUUGGACGACCAAAGUAUUUUCCACAACUGAAUCGCGUUGCGUUGACACCAGGGUUUUUAUUUUUCUGUAGAUCCUUUUGAUAUUUAACACCUCAAAUAGUCAUGUGAUGGUGUUCGUUGCUGACAUGGACACAGUUAUUGACGUUUCCGGUCGUGGAGAUGCUUGUUGAUCCAGUGUGAUUGUCUGUAAUUACGUCAGGUAGUAUUGAUUCUCACUGACUCGAUGUCUUCCUCAUCUCCACCAUGCAAUGUGAAGCGUCUUUCUGAACUCGAUCUUACUUAGUCUUAUUUAACUCGAGGCCUAACUGUAUGGAUGUUACUGUUUUGCUUUGUAAAUUAAUGUGACUGCUAAUAUUUUAGGCUUAAAUAUGUUAUUUCCCUUAACUAGUUAUAUUUGAAUAGAUGUAUAAUAUAGUUUUUUUUUUUUUUUACUUCAAUGAAAGAAAAUUAUUCUUGGUUGUAGUUAUUUUUGCAGGACUUGGAGCUGUUCAACUGCCUUAUGAUAAUUUGACCUGCCGUAUGACAAUUGGUCUGAAUUUUUAUAGACCAGAAUGGUGCCUUGUGUGAAGCGCUUUUGUAUAUUUCUAGUUUCUUGUCCUAAUCAAAGGAAUAUUGUUUUGUGUUUUUGUUAUAUUUUGUAUAUUUGCACAUUUUGUUGGACCAAAGUUUUAUAUUAAACACAUUCAAUUGCUGUGGGCUAAUGGUCAUGUACUGUUGAAAUGAGUUCUUAUGCAGUAGGUUGUAUAUUUGAUUACCUGUCAAUAACCGGAAUGUUACCUUACCAUAAACAUUUUACUGAUGGUAAUAAUAAACACCAACUUAAGUAUACAUUUUGAGUAAAUUAAUUACUAUCUGGUCCAUAGACUAGUAUGACAUCAUUCAGCUGUCCUUGCUUACUAUACACUUUCUGAGUAAGAAUGGUGUUUAUUUGUUGACAUUGUACAGAAAAAAAGUGUAAAAACAAGGCAUUUCAACAACAAUCUCCGAUGGUACCAGAUAGGGUGUCAGCAAAUACAAUUAAAAGUUUAGACUAGUUACUGGCUAGCUAGGUCUUCAGCCUGCAUGGAAUAAAAAAGGAGGAGGAGUCUUUCAAAACUCUGACACAGUUGUCAUGUCAACACAUCUGUCGCUGCUGCUGCUGUGAACCUCAUCACAAGAGACAAUUGAUGCAAUUGCAAUGUUUGAGUUGCUUUGUGUAUCACCAAAUUAGCAUGAGAUGAUUUUACUGCAACACUGCUCACUGCAUCCAAGUUUCUUGACAUAGGAAUUUCAGUAAGUAAGAUCCCUGCCCACUCAGCCUGUAUUUUCAACAUUUCUGGUAGAAAGAGUAGUUUUUCUCAAAUUUUGAGCAUUUCUAUGCCAAGUAUAGGGGAUAUUUUAGUCACUCAAAAGGCUAUUUUACACGUGAAUCCGAAUAACUGUUCUGGACCUUUAACAACUAACAAGUGUUUAAAAGCCAGUCUCAAUCUUGCUGCUCACUCGCAAUGGGGCGAAUUUCUGAGGUGGUAGCAGACAAGGAGCUGAAUAAUAAAUGUACCUAACAGAUUUCUUUAGGGUGGAAAGAGUGGGGAUGUUACUCAACAUUUUGUCCACAACAGAGGGUUUUGGCUAAGAGCAUCGACUGAUCAUGUAAAAAUGUGUAAUAUACAGAGCAGAUGCCUCAGGUUUUUUGAAAGGCUCACUGGUCUUUAGCAGGUGAAAUAAUAGAUUUUUCCUACCACACUCUUAAGGCAAAUGAAACAUGUUACAAACUGAGUAUUACGAACAAUGUCUCUGGGUCUUCGGGUGAUGCUGGUCUUUAGUGUCUUUAGUUUUGAGACUGAGGGAUUGACAUUGUUCCCAGGGCUGACAUCUUUAGAGAUUCCUCUGAUCCCAAGAAUAGUACUUUAGAAAAUAACACCCCAAUAGAGUACAUUUGUUCUGGCACCGGUGCGUCAAUCUAAGAAACAUAAUAAAAUCCCCAUCAAAAUCUGUCAGUUUAAGAUAGAGAUAUGUUUUUUUGCGUGGGCUGCGUCUCAGUUCAUUUCAUCAGUUCAUUUCAUCCGCCUAUGUCGCCACAGGAUAAAAAAUAAACGGAAUGGAGCUAAGCACAGGCAAAAUCCUGGUUCAGUCUACUUUCCACCAGACACUAGGAGAUUAAUUCACCUUUCAGCAGGACAAUAACCUAAAUCACAAGGCCAAAUAUACACUGGAGUUGCUUACCAAGAAGACCGUGAAUGUUCCUGAGUGGCUGAGUUACAGUUUUGAUUUAAAUCUACUUUGAAAAUAUAUGUCAGACCUGAAAAUAGUUGUCGUUCAAUGAUCAACAACAAAUCUGACAGAGCUUGAAGAAUUUUGGAAAAGAAUAAUGAGCAAUUGUUGCACAAUUCAGGUGUGCAAAGAAAGCUCUUAGAGACUUACCCAGAAAGACUCACAGCCGUAAUCACUUCUACAAAGUAUUGACUCAUGGGUGUGAAUACUUAUGUAAAUGUUAUAUUUCUGUAGCAGGUUAGGUGAAAUGGGUCACAUUUAGAAUAAAGGUUAGGGGAAGGGUUAGCUAAGAUGCUACAGUUAUCACUGACGCGACUCAAGAACAUGCAACCUUUUGGAUUGCUAGACGGUCGCAGAUUACACCCACCCAUCCUCCCUCACCAACCUCCCUAGUUUCGUUUCUGUCUAAAGUAACUAGAUCAUUUGUAGUUAUCACGUUCUGGAGGUGGUCAAAAAUACAUAUGAUAUGUCUUGUAUGGCUCUGAGGUCAGGCUGACCCACCCCACAUAAUGCAGCUGUUUUUUUAGAGAGUGGAGAAGAUUGACCUGUUUUUGGUAAAUUGUGGCUGACAUUUUGAGGAAUGAGUUAAUGAGAUUGUAAUUAGCGGCACCGCCCAUCCCAGAGGACUGCUAUUAGUACGAGUAACUUACAACUUCAAAUGGACAUUUUCUUAUCUCACACGAUUACAAUGUACCCUGGCCCCACUGACAAGUGUGAACUCCCCACCAUGCUAGGCCAAUCGAGAGGGUGUGUGUGUUUGCGUUCUGUGCAACCCUAUCAUUUCGCUUUAAUUAACAUCUGGAACUUAUCGUUGUUUUGAGAGAAAAAGACAGGAAUGUAAA
Molecule: messenger RNA, 5151 nt
Organism: Oncorhynchus kisutch (coho salmon)
Lineage: Eukaryota; Metazoa; Chordata; Actinopteri; Salmoniformes; Salmonidae
Gene: e2f5
Product: E2F transcription factor 5
Exons: 8
Coding region: 276-1433 (385 amino acids)
Biological process (GO): regulation of transcription by RNA polymerase II
Cellular component (GO): RNA polymerase II transcription regulator complex
Molecular function (GO): DNA-binding transcription factor activity, RNA polymerase II-specific; protein dimerization activity; RNA polymerase II cis-regulatory region sequence-specific DNA binding
Source: RefSeq, a predicted model, not a curated record